Hemiscyllium ocellatum (epaulette shark) is the source of this 657-nucleotide messenger RNA. It is a transcript of the gene cmc1, whose product is annotated as C-x(9)-C motif containing 1. Gene Ontology annotation, cellular component: mitochondrion. NCBI's taxonomy places the organism in Eukaryota, Metazoa, Chordata, Chondrichthyes, Orectolobiformes, Hemiscylliidae. The transcript has 4 exons. The record is from RefSeq and is a predicted model, not a curated record. Bases 50 to 373 code for a protein of 107 amino acids.
GAAAGGUGAAAGGUGAAAAAGGGGCGGGGCCCGCUGCCGCGGAGAGGUCAUGGCUGCCGCCGCUGAAGAGAGGAAUCAACUUCGGCAUGUGGAGAAAGAUGUUCUUAUUCCCAAAAUGGUGAGAGAGAAAGCCAGAGAACUCUGCUCAGAUAAGGUUGAAGCGUUUACCAAAUGCUGCAAGGAGAAAGGGUUUUUAAUGGUUAUAAAAUGCAGAGAAGAAAAUGCUGCACUUAAGGAAUGUCUUACUUACCAUUAUAAAGAUUCAGCAUUAUAUGAAGAAUGUAAACAAGAAUACCUAAAGGAGAGGGAAGAAUUCCGUCAAACUGGAAUUCCUUCUAAGAAAAGGCAGCAGAAAGUCCCCAGCAGCAUGUAGAAUAAGCCAAUUGAAGAAGCCAGAACUGAAGAGGGAACACUCACAGAAACCUGUUCAUUGUGAAGAAUCAUUCAUCAUGUUUGAUAAAUACAGUUUUACAAUUGCUAUAUUAUGUCAGAUUGAUUUUUGGAAUUUUUUAAAAUUAGAAAAUUGAACUAUUACUGUUUGUAGAUUCAGCACUUUUCAAAUUUUAUAGCAUAUAUUUCUUAAAUUUAUUUUACAUUGUUUCUUUCAUGCAGAAUUCCAUAAUUAUUGACUAAGGCAUGUGAUUCAAUAAAAUGUCA